ACGGCUUGAGUCCGUGAACAGGAAGGUGUCGGCCAUGAAUAAGCUUCUUAUGGAAGAGAACGAACGUCCCCAGAAACAGGUCUCCCAGCUGGUUCAUGAGAAUGCACAAGUGCGGCAGCAGCUGCAGAAUACUUCAAUGGCAGAUGAUACAAGCUGUGAAUCAAAUUUGACUACCCCUCGAAACCCUAUAAGGGAUGCAAGUAACCCUUCUGGAGGAGACCCUGACAGAGUUCCUCUCGAAGGCUACUAGGACUGCUAUUGAAUGGGUCCAAAUGCCUGGGAUGAAGCCUGGUCCGGAUUCGGUUGGUAUUGUGGCCAUUUCACACGGUUGCCGUGGUGUUGCUGCCCGUGCCUGUGGUUUGGUGAAUCUAGAACCAACAAAAGUUGUAGAGAUCUUGAAAGAUCGACCGUCUUGGUUCCGUGAUUGUCGAAGCCUGGAAGUCUUCACAGUGUUACCGGGUGCAAAUGGAGGAACAAUUGAACUUGUUUACACACAGUUGUAUGCUCCAACAACUUUAGUACCUGCACGUGAUUUUUGGACUCUAAGGUAUACAACCAUAGUGGAAGAUGGCAGUCUUGUGGUCUGCGAGAGAUCCUUGAGUGGUUCUAGGGGUGGUCCAAGUGCAGCUUCUGCACAACAGUUUGUCAGAGAUGAAAUGCUUCCAAGUGGAUAUUUAGUUCGCCCCUGUGAUGGCGGAGGUUCCAUUGUUCAUAUAGUGCACCAUCUGGAAUUUGAGGCAUGGAAUAUUCCUGAAGUGCUUCGUCCGCUCUAUGAGUCUUCUAGGGUGGUUGCUCAGAAAAUGACUACCGCGGCACUCCGCCACAUCAGACAAAUUGCUCAAGAAACAAGCCUUUCAAGUUUGAUAUACCAUCUCCUCAUGACAUGGUCUCCACGGGCUUAAAAUCGUCCAGACAUUUGCAAAAAGGUUGCCACGCGGAUGCUCUUUGGACUACGAUAUGGACAUGAA
Hordeum vulgare subsp. vulgare (domesticated barley) is the source of this 968-nucleotide messenger RNA. RefSeq names its product homeobox-leucine zipper protein HOX10-like. The transcript has 10 exons. Gene Ontology annotation, molecular function: DNA-binding transcription factor activity; lipid binding. NCBI's taxonomy places the organism in Eukaryota, Viridiplantae, Streptophyta, Magnoliopsida, Poales, Poaceae. The coding region runs from base 195 to 902 and encodes 235 amino acids. The record is from RefSeq and is a predicted model, not a curated record.